AUGAGUGUCCAAUCGCCUGACCCCCCACUCUCCCCGCUGUCGGAUGACGAGUACCAUUACAGUGACGUGGAGGAGGAAGAAUAUCAGUAUUCUGAGGAUGAGGAUGAUGAUUUGGGUUGCUUGCAGUCCGAUGCUCGCCACUCGGGUCUUAAAAAACAGUACACUGCUCAUACGCUCUCCCCAUUGGGCAGCGGCUCUGCUGCCAAGAAAAAGCGCCUCAGUUCUUGUGGACUCGGUCCUGCUAGUGGCCACAGGCUACAGGACUAUCACGUUAUUGACGAAGAAGAGUUGCUCCAAGAGCAGCAGUCCCUUAUAAGUGAGAUAGCACAGGUGCUAGAAAUAUCAGCUUCUAUGGCUUCCGUGCUGUUGCGCUACUUUGGCUGGAACAAAGAGAAGCUAUUUGAGGGGUACUAUGCAGAUCCAGUCAAGACAAAGCACGAUGCAGGUGUCGAGUAUGCAGGCUCAGCAGCACCCGUUAUUCCCAAGGGAGCUAAGGUAGAUUGCAAUAUUUGCUGCGAUGAGUAUCCAGCCAACGAAAUAUUUGGUAUGGGCUGCGGACAUCUGUACUGUCUUCACUGCUGGAAACCAUAUUUGUCGCUUAAGAUACAAGAAGGACCGAUCUGCGUAACUACUACAUGCCCUGCUCAUGGCUGCCAAGAGGUCGUUAGUGACGUGAUCUUUAAGAAUAUUGUUAGCUCGGAGGACUAUCGCAAGUAUACUCGCUAUGUGCUGCGUUCGUUUGUUGACAUUAACAAGGGCGUCAAGUGGUGUCCAUCUCCAGGCUGUAGCAAAGCCAUCACCAGUGCUGGUGGCUUGUCGUCAGUGACGUGCUCAUGUGGAUGUGUUUUCUGCCUUCGUUGCGGCGAAGAGGCCCAUGCACCUGUGACGUGUGAGCAACUUUUAGCAUGGCAAGAAAAGUGCCGUAAUGAGUCUGAGACGGCCAACUGGAUAUUGGCUAAUACAAAAAAGUGCCCAAAAUGCUCUGUACGCAUCGAGAAAAACCAGGGCUGCAACCACAUGACGUGCCGAAGUUGUAAUUACGAAUUUUGCUGGAUUUGUAUGGAAGGAUGGGCAAAACAUGGAACUGGUACUGGUGGCUACUAUAAAUGCAAUCGGUACGACGCAGACGCACAGACGGAUGAUACAGAUGCAGCACGGGCGAAAGCGGAGCUGGACAGAUACCUACAUUACUAUCAGCGCUUCGCAAACCACUCAGAAGCUGGCAAAUUUGCACAGCGAAUGCGCGAAGGCACAGAAAAUCGCAUGAUUGAGUUGCAGGCGAGUCACGGCGACUCGUCGUGGAUUGACGUGCAAUUUUUAAACACAGCGACAGAGCAGUUGAUUGAGUGCCGACGAGUGCUCAAGUACACAUAUGUGUUUGGCUAUUACCUGCCAACUGGAAAAGAGAAGAAUCUGUUCGAGUAUCUUCAAGAAAAUCUGGAAAAAAAUGCCGAGCAUCUUACCGGACUUUCUGAGAUGCCUUUGGACAAAAUGAAUCGAUCGGAAAUCAUCAACUAUACACGUGUGACAGAAACAUUCCUGCGCAACCUUUUAUCUGGUGUUGAGGACGGUCUGACAGCUAAUUCAACACUUAUGUAG
This is a messenger RNA of Plasmopara halstedii, 1599 nucleotides long. Its product is annotated as ariadne-like ubiquitin ligase. Bases 1 to 1599 code for a protein of 532 amino acids. Gene Ontology annotation, molecular function: ubiquitin protein ligase activity; zinc ion binding; ubiquitin conjugating enzyme binding. The transcript is spliced from 3 exons. Gene Ontology annotation, biological process: protein polyubiquitination; ubiquitin-dependent protein catabolic process; positive regulation of proteasomal ubiquitin-dependent protein catabolic process. NCBI's taxonomy places the organism in Eukaryota, Oomycota, Peronosporomycetes, Peronosporales, Peronosporaceae. The record is from RefSeq and is a predicted model, not a curated record. Gene Ontology annotation, cellular component: cytoplasm; ubiquitin ligase complex.